UCAAAAAUGGCGCCUACAUGUUAUUUUACAUUUCCUCAAACAAUUUAACGCUCCCAAAGGGAUCGAAAGACAUAAGCACUUUCUGACUAUUGUACAAAGUUUGGUACUUAGCACCUUCGAAAUAAUAGAUCAGCUCAGAAUCGCACCUUCUUUCGACUAAUACAUAUUUCGCACGAUUUUACGUUUACCGAACGAUUGUUAGUAAUGAUAACAAGUUUUUCUGGCAAUCGUGUUCGCUGUGUGAGCUGUGUUGCUGCCGUAAGCUCAAAUAUGGGGAUUGGGAAAAACGGGAGAUUGCCCUGGCCCUCACUGAGGACAGACCUGAUGUUCUUGAAGAAAAUUACCACUGAGGUUAAUGAACAAGGUAAAUGGAAUGCUGUAUUAAUGGGGAGAAAAACUUGGGAAUCACUUGAUAUGACCAACCAACCCUUACCUGGAAGACUGAACAUUGUUAUAAGUAAGACACUGAAGGAGCCUCCUCCUGGAGCACACCAUGUUUUUAACAGUGUCUGGUCUGCAGUUCAAAUGUUAUCUCUCCCUCCUCUUUUGGACACAGUGGAAGAAAUUUUUGUACUUGGUGGUGGUGAUGUGUACAAGGAAGCAAUUGAGUCUUCUUACUGUCAAAGAAUUUAUUUAACAGAAAUAGACAAAGAAUUUGAGUCAGAUGCAUUUUUCCCGGCCUUUGACAGAAGCAAAUACAGUCUUAUAAGUACACCCAGUGGAGUGCCUCAAGGCAUUAUUGAAGAAAACCAAAUCCAAUACAGAUUUUGUGUUUAUGAGAAACAAGUCCCUCAAGAUGUGUCAGAAACUUGCUAAUGGCUCGAUGAAAAGCCUGUUUGACUUGGACUGGGGUGCUGCUCGCGGAAUUGGUUAGCCAUCUUUUGGGGCUAACUAGAGAUGUUUGCCUGAUGUGAAACAAAGCCGAUGAAAACCGGUCAGCCUGGAGUUUUCUUUCUUCGUUUGACUUACUGUAUUUCGUUUUCGGUACCUCUCACAUUUCUUACUUCUGCGAAGGCACUUUGGCGCUUUGCAAAGACAGUAAUCUGUAGCUAUUAAUUAAAAUAUUUUUUCUUCCCCCUUCCUUUUCCUUCCUUCCUUCCUUUUUAUGGGAAGCUCGCCAAGAAGCCUUGGUUGUUCCUAGCAGCUUACCCGGUUUUAAAGGGCAUCGAAAAGUAAUGAAGGGGCAUAGCCUGGGUACUAGCGCUCAGUUCUUCGCGCAAAUAGUCAUGAGAUUCUGAGAGGAGAUGUUUCGUUCUGAUCGACCCGGAGACAACCCUAACCCUAAACAAAGAAAAAUUACAUCUUUGGAAAUAAAUUUCUUUUACUUGGUCGAAAUCCUAACUAGUUACUACUUAUUUUCUUUAGUAAUUAUGUACACAGGUUGACACAGGACAGAAAAAAAUUUUGCGGGGGUAAACGUUAACACAUUCAACAAUCCUAAAAGAAGUGCAAUGAAAGCUACAAGCAAGUACCAGCUUUAGAUUCUCGUUUCGAAAACGAGUCUUACUUUAUAUUAACCCUUUUAUUCCCGCCAGUAAUCAACACGAAACUUCUCUCUAUGAUAUCCACACAUUAUCUAGAAAAAAAAAGGUAGUGAUAACACUCAAUCUUAUCGGGAAGAAGUUGUUAUCUCGAUCGAACAUGAAAUUCUCUUUUAACUUGGAAUUUACAAGGAAAUGUGUAGCAGCUAGUGGGGAGAAUUAGUAAUCAGAUCUUGGGAGUUAAAGGAUUCACUUUAUAAAUCGUCCUGCGCACGACGCCUGGCAUAAAGGGGCCUGUCUGGCAAAAUAAAACGGUUUUCAAGCGUU
Pocillopora damicornis (cauliflower coral) is the source of this 1808-nucleotide messenger RNA. RefSeq names its product dihydrofolate reductase. Gene Ontology annotation, biological process: dihydrofolate metabolic process; folic acid metabolic process; tetrahydrofolate biosynthetic process. Lineage: Eukaryota; Metazoa; Cnidaria; Anthozoa; Scleractinia; Pocilloporidae. Gene Ontology annotation, molecular function: dihydrofolate reductase activity; NADP binding. Gene Ontology annotation, cellular component: mitochondrion. The record is from RefSeq and is a predicted model, not a curated record.